Panicum virgatum (switchgrass) is the source of this 846-nucleotide messenger RNA. RefSeq lists its product as uncharacterized. The record is from RefSeq and is a predicted model, not a curated record. The coding region runs from base 329 to 571 and encodes 80 amino acids. The transcript is spliced from 3 exons. NCBI's taxonomy places the organism in Eukaryota, Viridiplantae, Streptophyta, Magnoliopsida, Poales, Poaceae.
CCCCCGAGCCACCGAGAGUGUCGCGCCGCCCCCUCCCAAGCGACGGACCAGAGCGCCCAAGGCUCAGGUCGCGCGGCCGGCGCAAGGCUGCUCCCCCGAUCCGGACUCCAGAUCCAGGAAGAGAAGGCCCCACCGCGGCUCCUGGUCUCCGUCGCAGCGCCCCAGGCCUGCUGGACCUGCCCCCCCCCCCCCCCGGAGCGACGGAUUUUGCUGUUCCGGCGGCUCGCAGCUCCGGCCUCACCCGCGACCUUCUCUCCGGCCGGCGGCCCAGCUGCGUCGAUCUUGGAUGUCGCAUCCAAGAAUCUGAAUUAAGACGAAGUUUAGCGUGAUGCCUUUCCUGAGAUUGUUACCUCAAAGACUACCCCGACUUAUCAGGCAAGUGGAGCAAGAUGUUGAGACUGUAAUCCAUGUUCUCCAGCCAGGUACAAUAGGAAUUGUGGAGCACAAAUUCACAGACGUGGAGAUCCUGGAGGCUAGGGCCACAGUAAAAAGAGCAGUAGAUAAUUGGCGAAGGAACUGGGCCCUUGAGAGAAAUCUUGGCAGCACUUCUUUUGAUAAAUGGAAGAAGUAAUAUACCCCUCAUGACUCUCAGCUGCAGUAUCUGAAAUAAUAGGAUGCCAUUGCUGGAUGCAACCUUUGCCAUUCAAUAGUUGAUUUUUUUUCUCCCUUGAUGAAUUCAUGGAACUGUGGAAUACUUCAUGUUCCUAUCUGUGACUGUGUGACAUGUUGCUGUGAACAAGGUUUGAUUAUCGAGAGUUUUGUAGAUUGUUCUAAUCUCUGAAACUCUCUGCAGGUGCUCUUUGAUGUCUGUCUGUGUAAUGCAUUUUUUUCCACCAUACUUAUCUA